Molecule: messenger RNA, 662 nt
Organism: Schizophyllum commune H4-8
Lineage: Eukaryota; Fungi; Basidiomycota; Agaricomycetes; Agaricales; Schizophyllaceae
Exons: 5
Coding region: 21-662 (213 amino acids)
Biological process (GO): DNA repair; telomere maintenance
Molecular function (GO): DNA helicase activity
Source: RefSeq, a predicted model, not a curated record
CGCGCAGAGUGGUCAAGGCGAUGGCGAAGGGGAAGAAACCGAAGCCCAAAUUCUACGCUGUCAGGGUUGGCUUCCAUGGGCCGGACAUUUUCACGUCUUGGACCAAGUGCGAGGAGCAAGUCAAAGGUUGCCCUGGAGCCCUAUAUCAAGGCUUCCAGACGAGGAAGGAAGCGGAAGACUUCAUCGCUCCCUUCGUCGGGAAGCCGGGCGAGCAUGUUGCUGCAGCAGCGCCACCUGAGCACAAGCUCCCCAUCCCGGAGCCCGUCAGACCGCCUGCGCCUCUGCCACCGAGAUACUUCACGCCAUCGGUAAAGCUUUCCAAGACGCAACAGCAGGUUUUCAACCGCGUCAAGAAGGGACAGAAUGUAUUCUUUACGGGCUCCGCUGGUACUGGCAAGUCGCUUCUCAUGCGCGAGAUCAUCAACCACAAAGGCGGAAGGACGUCCUCCCGCCUGGCCGUCACUGCCGCUACUGGCAUCGCCGCCGUGAACAUAGGUGGCAUAACGGUGCAUUCUUGGAGUGGCUACUCCAAAUUUGACAAGGACCUCGGCGGCAAGCUCAUUGGGCAGAGGAAGAAGCGCCAACAAACUAUAGAUCGGUGGAGAGAGGUCGACACGCUCAUCGUUGAUGAAAGUAAAGUCUUCUUGCCUUUGGCGUGCUGA